UUUGUAACCUAAAUUAGCUAAUGGUGCCAGACUCAAAUUACUGAACUGUCAUUUCACAUUUUGGGGAAUCCCGCUUUUUAAGUCGGGUCUUUUGUGAACAGAAGGCAGGGACAAUCGCCAUAGCAACAUGCCCAGGAAAAAGAAAGAGAAAGGGGAAGCGUCGCAAGAAGUUGGUGAAGAAAUCAAGAUAGCUGUAAAUAUUGCCGUCAAAGAGUUCAGACAUGAUGAAAGCAAGAAAGAGCUUGAAUUCCCGUCAUCAUUUAGCAAUGCAGAAAGGAAGUUUAUCCAUUUACUGGCCCAGUCCCUAGGACUCAAAUCCAGAAGCAAAGGCAAGGGAGCCAGUCGCUACCUGACUCUGUACAAGAAAGAGAACACCAAACAAGGCAGUGUGACAACAUUUGAUCUGACACGAGAUUCUAGGAAUGAAUCUCACGGUUUGCUCCAACGAUUUCCAGUCACUCCGAAGGAGAGACAAGAGCUACAGCCUCGGGUAGAGAGACGAGCCUUUGGCAUGCCAGGUGGGCAGCCAAGAGAGAUCCCGAAAACCACAGGGCGGCUCAACAAUGGCAUCCCUCAAGUCCCAGCCAAGAGGGCGCCCUCCGAUCUGGAUGCGUUCAGACAGACUCUACCGGUGUAUGCUAUGAGAGAUGAGAUCAUGAAGACGAUUAACAGACACAGAGUGUCGAUGAUCUCUGGAGAAACGGGAUCUGGAAAGACUACACAGAUCCCACAGUUUAUUCUAGAUGAAUGUUUCCAGAAGAAGCAGAGUUGUCGUAUACUGUGUACACAGCCUCGUCGGUUAUCAGCCUUGUCGAUUGCUGAGAGAGUUGCCUCUGAGAGAGGAGAGAGUAUUGGACAGACAGUCGGAUAUCAGAUCAGAUUGGAGAGCAGGGUAUCACCAAAGACAUUGUUGACAUUUUGCACCAAUGGUGUCCUGCUGCGUACCCUCAUGGCUGGUGAUCAUGCACUGCAAUCUGUAACUCAUGUCAUUAUUGAUGAGGUUCAUGAGAGAGAUCGUUUCAGUGAUUUCCUCCUGAUUCAACUGCGAGAAAUCUUAGUCAGACAGAAGCAUCUACGAGUCAUCCUUAUGAGUGCUGCUCUCGAUACUGAGCUCUUCAUCAGAUACUUCAACAACUGCCCUCUGUUAUCUGUUCCAGGCAAAAUCUUUGAUGUGGAGGAACUUUUUCUUGAAGAUGCACUGAAAUGCACUGGUUACACCAACGACAAAAUGAAGAAGUUCAUGAAAGAAAAGACAAAAUUGGCCAAACAGACUGUUGAGCUGAAUGAGUGGUACAAGGAGCCCAGUGCCAUCAGUCCUGUACCUUCAGAGCAAGAUGAUGAUGUCAGUAAACUCUCUCAGGACUUCUCUGCUGUUAGUGGGUUGAGUGGGGCAAACAGUGACAAGGCAUCACUGGAUGCCUCAGUAGAUGUAGCGGACAUGUCUGAGUGGUUGAUGAAAGCCAUGGACAGCGCCCUCGGUGACUGCUGGCUGAAGGGCAAAUCUGAAUCAUUCGACCAGCUCAUGCACCUGAUAUUAAAUGAGAACGUCAGCGUUGACUACGCCCAUUCUGAAACUAGUGCCACGCCCCUUAUGUUGGCUUCUGGGCGGGGCAAUGUGGAGGUUGUUGAGAGAUUACUUAGUCUCGGAGCUAAUCCUACACAAAGAGCUUCAAAUGACAUGACUCCUUUAGAUUGGGCCACCAAGUUCAAUCAGACAGACGUGAUUGAAAUACUACAGGCUCACAUAACCAACAUGCAGGUGGAGGUGGACGACGAAUCUGACUUGAUUAAAGACAGUGCAGACAUCAGUGCUGAAGAUAGAGAACUCUUGCAGGCGUACCAGCACAGCUUUGAUGACGAGAGAGUCGACUUGAAUCUUAUCUUGGCAUUGUUGACGAACAUCUCCGAUAAGUCGCAAGAAGGUGCAAUCCUCGUGUUUCUACCAGGCUACGAUGACAUCGUUGCCUUGAGAGACAUACUCCUCAACGAUGAUGCAAGAUUUGCGGACAGUAAUCAUUAUCAAGUCUACACAUUACACUCAUCAAUGCAGAGUUCUGACCAGAAGAAAGUGUUCAGGAAACCACCCUCAGGAGUCAGGAAAAUUGUGCUAUCCACAAAUAUCGCAGAGACAAGUGUAACCAUCAACGACGUUGUCUUUGUGUUGGAUUCUGGAAAAGUCAAAGAGAAAUCCUUUGAUGCCCUCACCUCAGUGUCCAUGCUGAAGAGUAACUGGAUCUCAAAAGCCAGCGCCAAGCAGAGAAAAGGAAGGGCAGGUAGAUGCAGACCUGGUAUGUGCUUCCAUUUGAUGAGUAGAGUUCGUUACAAGAGUCUUCCUGACUUCCAGACACCUGAGAUUCUCAGACUGCCUCUGCAGGAGCUGUGUCUACACACCAAGCUAUUGGCACCACUCAACUCAACCAUUGCUGAUUUCCUAUCCAAAGCACCUGAUCCACCUGCCUCUCUCAUAGUGAAGAACGCUGUGCAAUUAUUAAAGGCCAUUGAUGCAAUAGAUAACUGGGAAGAUAUGACUGAGUUGGGACACCACCUUGCUGAUUUGCCAUUGGAGCCCAGACUAGGCAAGAUGGUGCUGUACUCCAUUGUACUCAAGUGCCUUGAUCCAGUCUUGACCAUUGUGUGUGCGCUAGCCUACAGAGAUCCAUUCAUACUGCCUAAUCAUCCAUCUCAGAAGCGUGCUGCCAUGGCCGUCCGUAAGAAGUAUGCUGCCACUACGUUCAGUGAUCACAUGGCAUUGCUAAGAGCUUUCCAGGCUUGGCAGAGAGCUCGUAGUGAUGGCUGGGAGAAGGCAUUCUGUCAGAGAAACUUCCUGUCGCAGGCAACCAUGGAAAUGAUCGUUGGCAUGAGGACUCAACUCCUCGGUCAGCUCAGAGCCUCCGGGUUUGUCAGAGCCCGUGGUCCAGGAGACAUCCGUGAUCUCAACACCAACUCAGAGAAUUGGGCUGUCGUCAAAGCGUCACUGUGUGCUGGCAUGUAUCCCAACAUCAUGAAGGUGGAUCGGAAAAAGAAUCAGCUGAUGACACAAACAGAGAGCAAGAUUCGUUUCCAUCCCAACUCGGUCAUCCAUGAGACUGGUAAUGGUAACUUGUCAAUGAUGCAGACACAUCUAGGCAUCGUCAGCUCACUGCCUACUGAUUGGCUCAUCUAUGAAGAGAUGACCAGGUUUCACCACCUUACAAGUGUCCGCUGUGCCACUGCCAUCUCACCCCUCGCCAUAGCCCUCUUCUGUGGCCCUUCCCGUCUGCCUCAAGAGGCACUCUUCCAGCCUGAUGAUAACAUCUCUAGUUAUCCUAACCAAGAUGAGAGCGAUAGUGACCCGGAGGACGAGGAUAAGGGUCAAAGGGCGGGGUUAAAGUUGGAUGAUUGGAUUGUGCUCAAAGCUGACACUGAGGCUGCCAACUUGGCCCUGCAUCUCAGACAGAAGUGGCACACGCUCUUUCUCCGUCGGAUGCGAAUGCCUGCCAAACCGUGGGCCCCAGGAGACGAGGCCGUCUUGAGAACCAUCGUGAAAGUGCUCAGCAAUGAGGAGCAGUCGUUGGGACUACAGCAGCCAGUAGGAAUCGGGCAGAGACCAAAACCAAUGGCCAUGGAUCACUUCAACAACACACCGCCCCGUAAAAGUGUGUCCAACAGGUUUGGCCAACAGCCAUCUCAGGUGAACCAGUCAGGUACAAGGGCAGGAACAACCUCAUCUAAAGAUCUGGAAUUCAGACCAUCCACAGGCAGUACCAGGCAGUGGAAUUGUGCUUCUCCUAAUAAAACCAAACAACCUCCCGCUACUAAGCAAACAUCCACACUCAAUGCCUCAGCUCCUCCCUGGCAAGGAAGGACAGUGUACCACCGCAAUAGUGGUGUCAGCAGCGGGAUGGGACCUGGUGUCAGCGGCGGGAUGGGACCUGGUGUCAGCGGCGGGAUGGGACCUGGUGUCAGCGGCGGGAUGGGACCUGGUGUCAGCGGCGGGAUGGGACCUGGUGUCAGCGGUGGGAUGGGACCUGGUGUCAGCGGUGGGAUGGGACCAGGUGUCAGCGGCGGGAUGGGACCUGGUGUCAGCGGCGGGAUGGGACCUGGUGUCAGCGGCGGGAUGGGACCUGGUGUCAGCGGCGGGAUGGGACCUGGUGUCAGCGGCGGAAUGGGACCUGGUGUCAGCGGUGGGAUGGGACCUGGUGUCAGCGGCGGGAUGGGACCUGGUUUCAGCGGCGGGAUGGGACCUGGUGUCAGCGGCGGAAUGGGACCUGGUGUCAGCGGUGGGAUGGGACCUGGUGUCAGCGGUGGGAUGGGUUCUGGUGUCAGCGGCGGGAUGGGACCUGGUGUCAGCAGUGGGAUAAACCCGAGCAGCAGUGGAAGAGUCAAUAAUUCCGCCUCUCAGGUCUAUGGAGGUCAGCAAGGACCUAAUGGGUCUGGCAAUCCUGUUAGAUUCUUCAUCGUCAAAUGCAAUGAUCCUUUGAACAUUGAGCUGUCGCAUAGCAGUGGUUUGUGGUGUGUGUCUCCUAGCACAGGUCAAAUCCUCAGCAAUGCAUUCAAGACCUCUCAAGCUGUGUUCCUGAUUUUCUCAGUUCAAGGCAGUGGUCAGUUUCAAGGUUUUGGCAGGAUGACCUCUGACCUGCGGUACACACAGACAGUAGAGUGGAGAGACAGCUGCAUGAGGAAUGGCGGGGAGUUUGGAGUGCAGUGGGUCAAAAGGGCCAAUGUGAGUUUUGGUCAGACCCGUUCUAUGCUGAAUGCUUGGAACGAUAACCAGAGAGUACAGCUUAGCAGAGACGGACAGGAGUUGGACCCAUCGCUUGGAGAGAGUCUCCUUCAAUUAUGGGCUCAUCCUACUGCAUCCUACGCUGGAGCUGAACACUCAUCCACGACCUACUGGGGUCAAGAGUCAAGGGGUCAACAGGACCCCCAGCAAGGCAUCCGAUCCCAGAGUCCGCAAGUCACGAUGCAUGGUCAGAAUUGGCCUGUAGAGGGCAGGCUUCAACCGCUUGCGCAUUCCUCCCCAGCGUAUGAGCAAGGACCGGCUGCUUAUUGCAAGAAGGGGGUGGGGCCAUCCGGUGAUGGCAUCACGGAGGAUUAUCAGAACGCAGAAGGGGCGGUUUCGAAGGAGCGGAGAUGGUCAGUUGACGAUGGAAGCGAGGGCGGUAUAACGACGUACGACUGCGAGUACCAGUCAACUGAUGGAUUCUAUGCUUCUCAAGUGCCUUAUAAUGACGGUAAUUACCACGCUUGAAACACAUCGUAAGCAAUGUGGUAAAUGUCCAGGGUUAUGUUUCCAACAUAGAAAAUUCUAGUAACUGUACAUUAAAGUUACAAUGUAUUUCUUGUAUUUGGCUUGAUGUUUUAUUCAAUCAAAAUUGCCAGCAAACGAGUCAAUACUUCUAGAAUAUCAUAAGUUUUGUGUUGUAUUUGAAUUGAGGAUGGAUACUUAUUGUUAAUUUACUGAUGUAAAGGUCAUUUAAAUGAGCUUUAUAUGUAACAUGGCCAAUCAAUUGUGUGUUCCCAUUCAGUAUUGUCAUAUAAGUAAUGAUAUUAUUGCAUUAUCAUCUUUGAAGCAGUUCAUCACAAUGGUUCGAAGUUUCAGUCAAUUCGCAGUUGUCGGUGUUUGAAUUGUCAAUUUGUAACCCCUUUUUAUCAUGUAAAAGCUGAAGACAGAAUCACCAAAUCUCAAUGCAAUUGAAGUUUUUGCAAUUUAAGAUUUCCACUGCACCAUGGACUAAUAAUACUGAAGAACCUGUCGAUGUCAUCUUGUCUGGAAUGGUGGAGAAAUCAGUCAGAAUAAACUGUUUUUAGCUUUUCAAACUGAAACAAUGAGGCUGGCUUGAUGUGCAGAUAUAAAGAGUUACGAUUCAUCAAUCAUUUCACAGAAUAAUGAAUGUUAGCUGAAUCCCCGAAUUAAGCCUUAAAACGUAUGAAUUGAAUGUUAAAAAAUAUAUACCUGUUCAAAAUGAUGAUUUACAGUUUACAUGGGCCACUUUAAGGUGUUUUGUUAAGAUAACAUAUUUGGGAUAUCUACUUUUAGGAGACUUCCUCACAUGUGACGAAAAUCUGAAAGAUUUGAGAUAUUUGAAGCUACAUACACUAUGUAACAUUCAGUGUAUUUAAAUGUACUUAUAAUGUUGGGCAGACUUAAAAAGUACCAGAUAGAUCAAGUCAGGUUUUAAAGCUGUCAAAGGGUUCUUGUUUUGUUGAAUUGAGAGUUAAUUAAGGUGUGUGAGUUAAUUGAAGAAUGAAAGAUUUUUUUAAUGUUAAAAAGGAAGUAUCUUGCCAGUUUAUUAUGAUACUUGUUUUAAAACUUUUUUUCCUUCUUGACUGAGAAAAAAAAGUUGAAAAUAAUUAUUGUUGACACCAAUUUGUCUCAACCAAUGUUGAUUUUCAUGAGUUGUUUAUUUAUCCCCUUAUGGUUGCAAUAAAUUUGUUAAUAUUAAAAAAAAUUCAUUACUAAAUUGCAUUAUUUCAGUAUUCUGAGAAAAAAAUAUUUUAAUUGACAGGGUGUACUUACAUUAGCACUAAAUAUUGUAUGUGCCCAACCUGUUAACAGAGUAAAAACUUGAAUCUAUGCUCAUUGUUAUUUCCAUCAUUCAUGUCAUCAUGUUUUGAACAUUUCUAUCUUGAAAUAACAAUGGUGGCUUUUAGAGAUCUUGGUGGUUUUAGAGUCAAACAGGCCAAUUUCAUAUCUGAAAUAUUGUGCAUAACUGGUAGUUUUUAAUGUGUUAAAUGUAUGUUUGCCAGAUAUCAACCAAAGUUCAAUACAACAUUGUCAUUUUGCAAUGGUGUUACUAAUUGUAGAGAACAAUUGCUGUAAAUCAGUAAGCGUUUGCAGCAAGAUAAUUUUGCGGCUCUAUCUUAAAUACCCAAAUCUACUUGGACCCAGUAACUGGGGCACCAGAACUCCUUUUUUUGAAAUGUUGGUUUGGAUUGGAUUUCAAACAAGGAAUGGGAGUUCCAGGCCUCAGUUACUGGGUCUACAAUCACUUUAAGAUGUUCAUGUUUGGUUGAAAUUUAAAUGUUGAUGAACUUUAAAUAAAAUCUAUCCUAAAACAAUCAGUUGAAAGGUU
Messenger RNA from Patiria miniata (bat star), 7055 nucleotides. RefSeq names its product 3'-5' RNA helicase YTHDC2-like (gene ythdc2). The transcript is spliced from 32 exons. Gene Ontology annotation, molecular function: RNA binding; ATP binding; protein binding. The record is from RefSeq and is a predicted model, not a curated record. Bases 128 to 5230 code for a protein of 1700 amino acids. Gene Ontology annotation, cellular component: intracellular anatomical structure. Lineage: Eukaryota; Metazoa; Echinodermata; Asteroidea; Valvatida; Asterinidae.